Messenger RNA from Delphinapterus leucas (beluga whale), 1659 nucleotides. RefSeq names its product family with sequence similarity 228 member A (gene FAM228A). NCBI's taxonomy places the organism in Eukaryota, Metazoa, Chordata, Mammalia, Artiodactyla, Monodontidae. The record is from RefSeq and is a predicted model, not a curated record.
UCCUUCCUCUCUGCGCCCCCUGUCGAGAGAGGUGUAGGGGGCUUGCGGGAAGAGGGGCUGGGGUCUAAGCAUAGUGCUUUAAUUUGUUUUUAGAGGAGCUCCCCUUCCCCUCCCAGAACAGUGAGUCACCGUGCCACCGGCCCCGGAGCGCCCCAAGCGCAGAGCCCGAAGUGGGGAGCAGAAGGCAGCCCAGGCCUGCGACCACCCACGGUGGCCCCUCGGCGGUGUGGCCCAGGGGGGCCCAGACCCGGGAAGACCCUGAGGCGUUGCCUGAUUGGGUCCUUAAGGCCACGGGUCGGGGAGCCUAAUCACCCCCUUUUUGAAACAGGUUUAGGGGACCCGAGGAUUUAUUUUUUGUUUGUUUUACUUACCGAGUCUACUAAGUGGCAGAGCAAGGAUACACUGCUUUCUGAAUUUGAAAGACCUCACUUUUUCAACUGUAAUCACCUAUCUCCUCAAUUUACUCUUUCUUCCUUCGGGGAUUCUGUUAUUUAUGGCUGCCACGAAAAUGUCCAACUAUGGUAAACAUUUUGGGCCAGAACAAUUAAAGUGGCCAGAACCCGAGUCAAUUGUUUUGAUGGAGGCAUUGGCUAGAGAAGACAUAGAUGAAGCUGUAUACAUGAUAUUAUUUAGAGAAAAUUAUGUUGCGAAGAGAUUGGAUACGUAUUUUCAGCAUCUGGAUGUUUUUAAGGAAAGAAGAAAAGAGUUGUUACAUAAAAAAUGGACUGAAAAUGUUGCAAAGCCUCUUCAGCAGAGAAUUAUGGAAAAAGUAAUUUCAUAUAAAGGGUUGGAAAAAACAAAGAAUCCUGAAUAUUUUUUAAAGCACACAAAUAAAACCGAAAUUAUAUUUGGAGAUUAUGAUCCUGAAGUAUACAAGCCUUUUUAUAUGACAAAAAAGGACUCAAAUUAUGGAAAGGUUACGGUCCCACCGUUCUGUGAUCCUCUGUUUAGAAGACAGCAAGAGUUGGAUGAAGAGCGGAGGGCUAUUUUUCAGUAUAAGACGGGAAAACGAUGUACCUUAAAAGAAUUUAAAGAACUAGAGAAGGCCAGGCAGUAUGCCAGAUUGCCCCAGCUGACUUUCAGUCUCCACAGGGUGGUUCCAAAAGAGCAGCCCACAGCUUCUGCAAGGCCUGUGGGAAGCAAAACUCGUAACAAAUGCAGUCCUGAAAAGCUUGUCUGUGCAGAAGAGAAAUAUCCGCCUGAUAAAGAGAAAACGACUAGUGACCUAAGUCAGACUGUUUCUGAAAGGCAGUUUUAUUCCUCGAAGCUUGGCCAGGAGAGUAAAAAGCAUGAAAAGAAGAGUCUGGUUUUAGGAACCAGAUGGCACAGACGCAGAUCCUGGGUAGCUGGGGAAGGCCAGCAGAGGCGGAGGUCACAGCCCGUGGAAAGAAGAGUGAUGACAGCAGAGGUCCUGGGGCGGCACCUGGCCGCCCCCGGAACUGUGCCCCAUAAGGGGCCGUUUGUAACAAAGCUUUGCUGACCUUUACUUUGCAGUGUCUCUACAACAUUAAAACGCUGCCAACAUUUUUUCUCUCCAGAAAUGGAAAAACAGAAGAAAGAAAUAGAAGAUCAGUUUGCUUUGCUCAAUGCAGCUCAGCCUGACCAGCCAGACUUUCCCUAAAUUGAGGAAUAUCCAAAUAAUAAGUUACUGUUUAUUGA